AAGUCCGAGGGAACGGAAGGGGGAAAAAAAGAUCGAAGAAAGAACGGCAAAGAAGAACUCUCACAAGGCAGCGGUAACUGCCGUUUGAUCGCUUUUGGCUGCAAAGGAAGAAAGGGAGGAUUAUUGGGGAAUACAUACAUGUUCCAGCGAUGAGCAGCUAUGACCCGCCACCAUAACAUUGCCUUCCGUCUUCCUCCUGAUGGCGAUGUCCAUUUUAGCACUGGCACUGGCCGUACUGCUGCUGCUGCUGUCGCUGCUGCAGGCGAAGCCAGUACUGCGGCUUCUGGAGGAGCCCCGUUUCCUGGCCGUGGCCGGAGAGAACCAGACGAUGCAGAUUGCGGGCGGGGAUCCGUCCCGGUUCCUGACCAUCGUUCUUUUCCUGACCGACGCCGUCCACGUCACUCUGCUGUCCCUUUCCACAGAGUCCUCCAGCACGGCUAUCGCGACGAAACAGAAACAACACAGCAGCAGAAGAAGAAGCAUCCUCUAUUGUCCCACAAACUCGUGGCGCUCGUCCCCCAUGACACCCUGCCACUGAGUCCCAGUAGAAAUAUCCCACCACGUCUCUUCGGCGCCGCCGGGAGAAGUGGCAUCAACAACAACCGCCAGGAAAUCCUCCCGCCAUCGAAUCCCGAGAUUGAUCCACCAACUUUAUCCUCCCUCACGUCUGUGAGCGAGUCCGACGAUUCGGAACGACUCCGGAAACUCCUCCGCACCCGCCAUCCGCUAUUUCGCAGCCGACCCGCCGUUCUCGCAGGCGUUGAAGUAGAAAACCUCGCUUCUUCGAAAGGGGACGCCUUUCGCGAUCAGCAGAGGCUCGCCGCAACGGCCCAUCGGAGCCGAUCCGUCGUCGCCCCAUCCUCCUACUCCUCCUCCGUCACCGCCUCCGAAAUGAUACGAAAACGAGUAGCGACUGGGGAGGAGUUGUUUGUCACGCCCGCGGAUCCCACCUCACCGGCGUUCGAAACGGAAAGGCCGAACAGCGCCGGCGGCAUGGCGGGCAUAAACGGGUUCCGCGACUUCGCACCGCGCCCACGGAACGAGUAUGUCCCGCCGAAGGCUCCUGACGAUAGCGCUCGGAGGGAGAGGGAGCGGGAAAGGGAGCGUCUGCGAGAGGAGGCGGAACUGGCCGAAAAGUUACGAAAAAAGGAACUUAAGGGUCGAACCAGCAAAGCGAAUCGGGAAUUCUUCGGGCGAAAAGCAUCGACACCGGGCAAGGACAAGCACGGCGAUGGCGAAUGGGCUUCCCCGAGUCCCGAUGGCAGGGCGUCGGAAGAGGCCCGGAGACCAGGAGGUGUCAAAUCAACCCUGCCUCGCCGGACAUCCAGCUUGAGUUUGAAAUCCAACAGGGAGGGCGAGCCUCUUUUCCAUGGCGUGCAAAAGCGAACUGACGGACGCUCGACUCGCUCCCCCGCCAGUACUCGAGACGCUCGUGAUGCAAUCCGGGAACCGCGGCCGACGUCAGCGGCGUCGGCAGCGUCGGCAACGUCGGCAACCAGCGCGUCGAGUGUCGAGCGCGAGCGACGAAGGACUCUCACAUCACCCGGCAUCCCCAAACACUCGAGGAUCCCAGCUUCUGCAAGCCCGUCGGUAUCGCGACCGGGCUCGCAACAAGACCGUCGCACGGCUUCCACGAUCUCGUCCGCCACCGAACGGCGACCACUGCGCAACCCUCCCUCUUCGGGCUCGUCCGUCAGCCGCUCAUCCGAGUCCUCAUCGCAACGCGGCGGUUCCCAACACGGUCGCAGCGAAAGCCAUCCCAACCCCUCGCUACACGUCGAAAAGAGAGCGAUCCCGAAGCCGUCGCCCGUGGGCGGGAGAGGAUCACAUGCCUCCCACAUGAGGAGAUCCGAAAGCGUUCCGUCGACAUCGUUUUCGAUGCCGAUGCCAGGGUCGAAUGGUUUCAGCCGCACACCGAGCCUCAAGACGGACAAGUCGAGCGAGGGUUCGGAGAAAGCAGGUGACGUCGAUGUCACGCCCUCGGAGCUAGGCGACGACGACGAUGACGAUGACGACCGUCCCGAUAUGGACUCACCCUCGGUGCGCAAGAUGCGUGGCAACUCGAUCGAUUCCUUCCUUGGACUCGAUUCCAAACAGACCACAGCAGCAAACACGGCCGCUAUACUCGAUACGCUUUCACCAAUCGACACCAACGCAAUGCCCGUGUCCAAUUCGGACGACAGCAAACUCGAGGAGCCGAUUUUGAGCCCCACUUUGAGUGACUACGGACUCGCAAGCUCCGGUUCCUCCGAGUCUCCGCUCUACGAUCGCUCGACCGGAAAACCGAAGACAUUCCCGAAACCCAAGAGUGCGCUUGAAGACGACGACGACGACCUGACCCCUCUCGAGGAAUUGCAACGGAAGGACCGCGAAUACCAAGAACUCCUCAAUCCAUCAAAGAACGACGAUGAAGAAGAUACCUACCAGCUGCUUGGCGGCAGCAGGCAGUACGAGCCCAUCACGAACCGGCCCGUCCGACCCAAGGCGGAAGCGGCAGCUGGCGACAGGAAGAGAGAUCGGGAAAAGAACGCGCACGAGCAGCUCAUGAACCGAUUGAAGACUCUCCACAUGGAGCUCAGGAGCGCACGCAGGGGCAUCGACUACAUCGAGCGGCGGUUGAACGGUGUCGGAUCGAGCGACGAGGGCGAGUGGGUGGACGAUGAGGACGAACCGUCAGAGGGCAUUGUAACUCGCAUCAAGGCUGAAGAGCUCAGACAACGCCAACGAUUGAGAGCCGAGCAAGCUGAAGCUGCUGCUGCUGCUGCUGCCGCCGCUGUCGAACCGGAAGUGCUGCGUCCCUAUGAGCCGUCGACGGUCGUGAAGGUGGGAACAGUGGGGUGCCAGCUCGCCCUGCUGUGGUUUUUGCUGGAGAUCUAUUUCUUGUAAGUUGACAGCUAGUCAGCUACAAAGCCUUCCCGCCGUCGAUAUCGUCUACGCCCGUAUACUCCGCCUCCAUCCCGACCUUUGGCUCGCAGGUCGUCCACACCGUGACCGACAGCUUCGUCUCUCUGUUCCGGGGAGUUUUUGUCGGCUCCUUCGGCGCCAUCUUCACGAUCCUGAGCUUCUUCGCGGCCGUCAUCGCCAAAUUCACUGGCCUCUUCGGCGCAGUACCCUCGAUGUGGCCUGCCCGAUCAUCUUCCACUGCC
Messenger RNA from Tricharina praecox, 3146 nucleotides. RefSeq lists its product as uncharacterized. The record is from RefSeq and is a predicted model, not a curated record. Lineage: Eukaryota; Fungi; Ascomycota; Pezizomycetes; Pezizales; Pyronemataceae. The transcript has 2 exons. Bases 160 to 2886 code for a protein of 908 amino acids.